UCGUAGAAAUCCUCUCUAAACUGGUCCUGACUACAAACAGCAACAGAGCUGCCAUGACUGUCGUGAUAGGGUUCGAGGGCAGUGCCAAUAAAAUUGCCGUGGGCAUCGUGAGAGAUGGGCAAGUACUGUCGAACCCCAGACGCACUUAUAUCACACCUCCCGGCCAAGGCUUUCUGCCCAGCGAGACAGCCCGACAUCACCGUGGCGUUAUCCUAACUGUCCUCAAGGAGGCGUUAGAGGAGGCAGGGAUGAAACCAGCGGACAUUGACUGUGUAGCAUACACUAAAGGUCCAGGUAUGGGUGCUCCUCUGGUGAGGGCCCUGGUGGCUCGUACUGUAGCCCAGCUGUGGGGGAAACCUCUCCUGGGGGUCAACCACUGCAUUGGACACAUCGAAAUGGGCCGCCUCAUCACACAAGCCAACAACCCCACUGUACUGUAUGUUAGUGGGGGAAAUACACAGGUCAUUGCAUACUCAGAACGACGGUACAGGAUAUUUGGGGAGACCAUUGACAUCGCAGUAGGCAACUGCUUAGACAGGUUUGCUAGGGUUAUAAAGAUUUCCAAUGACCCCAGUCCAGGGUACAACAUUGAGCAGAUGGCUAAGAAAGGCACACAAUAUGUAGAACUUCCAUACACCGUGAAGGGAAUGGAUGUGUCCUUUUCUGGAAUUUUAUCCUUUAUUGAGGAAGCUGCCAACAAGAUGCUGAGUUCUGGGCAGUGUACAGCAGAAGACCUGUGCUUCUCACUGCAGGAGACCCUGUUUUCCAUGCUAGUGGAGAUCACAGAGAGGGCUAUGGCUCACUGUGGAUCCCAAGAGGUCCUCAUCGUAGGAGGGGUUGGAUGUAAUCUUCGUCUACAAGAGAUGAUGGGGGUCAUGUGCAAGGAGAGAGGGGCAAAGCUCUUUGCCACAGAUGAACGAUUUUGCAUUGAUAACGGGGCAAUGAUAGCACAGGCAGGUUGGGAGAUGUUUCGAUCAGGACAAGUGACUGAACUGUCAGACUCCUGGAUCACCCAAAGAUACAGAACAGAUGAAGUGGAGGUGACAUGGAGAGAUUGACAGCUCAACACGCAGGAACACGCACCUCUUCUCAUAGCUUGUGUCAUGGUGUCAUGAAAGAAUGCUGGAAGAAAAUUCAAAUUUUCCAGUAAACGUUGGCUCAGCUGUUGCAUGAACAUGGUAAUGUAAUGGAUCCAUGAACUGUACUAAGGAGCAAAUUACAUUGUGUACAGACUUGAGGGGAAAUUAAGUGUUCAUUUCAAUAUAUCCAUGCAAUGCUGUACAUACUUUGAUCAAUCAAUGUACUGUAAAUGCCAAGCAAAUACUUGAGUCAAGAUCAUUCAAUUUUAUUAUGCAAUACUGAUCACUUACAAUCCUCUUCCACUUCCAGUGUAGUUUUUGUAAUUAUAUAUAUAUAUAUAUAUUUUAUAAAUUGAGAACAUACCGA
Messenger RNA from Hypomesus transpacificus, 1446 nucleotides. RefSeq names its product O-sialoglycoprotein endopeptidase. Gene Ontology annotation, biological process: tRNA threonylcarbamoyladenosine modification. Gene Ontology annotation, cellular component: EKC/KEOPS complex; cytoplasm. The record is from RefSeq and is a predicted model, not a curated record. Lineage: Eukaryota; Metazoa; Chordata; Actinopteri; Osmeriformes; Osmeridae.